Molecule: messenger RNA, 1320 nt
Organism: Vitrella brassicaformis
Lineage: Eukaryota; Vitrellaceae
Source: the annotation of a GenBank genome assembly
AUGUUAUUUACUUCAACUACUUCCGGGCGAUACCUUUUGAGCAACUUCGGAUUCUUCUCAUCACCCACACACACAACGCCAUUCCCUCUGCUUGGUAAGCCCUGAUAGCCCAUAGUCACAUUAUCUUGCACACACGCCCUCAGAUUCUGGCCUGCACCUUCUUUCUACGCGUCCUGCUCUCACUGAGUGCGGCCCCCAGUCUCCCUCUCUCUCAGCGACCAUGAGUGGAGCGCUCAGAUCCGCAUCGGCCUGGACCACUGUGUCGUCUCCGACCCCCAGCUCGCAGACGAGGACUGCGACCGCCCCAACGGCCUCCUCGCCUUCCCUCCCAACUCAAUCUCUGUCGGCCACUUUGCCGACUGUUGCCGGGCGCUUGGCGAGCCGCUCAGUGCUGGCGAUGUGGAUCGCUUAGCUGAGGCCGGUCAGACGUACUACAGCGCGUGUCUGCGGCGGUGGAUGUCGCGGGUGAUGGAGGAGGACCGCAUGGUGGACUCGUUUGUGGAGUUCUUCCCCAAUGCCAGAGGACAAUUCACGUCGUGGGAGCAGUACACCAACGGCAGAUACGUCAACGAGGUGGGUGGUUGGGUGGACACAUGGACGUGUGUGGGUGUGUGGGUGUGGGGGUGGCUGGGUUUGGACGCGACACGCAUGGCAUGGGAUGUGUGGUGUGGUCGAUCUCGGGUGUGUGCAGGGUGCUCGGCUGGACUAUAUCCUGGUGGACGAGGCCCUGUUUCGCUCGCACGCUGUGCGGGGUCCGCUCCCGCCCGACUGCACCGAAGACACAUUCGACGCGCCUGAGACCGCCCUGCAACUCGCCACGGCGAAUGGUUGCAGACAUACGGCCGGCCACACGUGUCUGUCUGUCCGUGUCUGUCUUAUCUAUCCUUCCUCACUCAGGCCGAUUCACUCCCGCCCUCAUGGAUGGGGGCGGGCUGAUCGAUGCCUCCCAGCCGGUAUACGACACGCAGUUCCUCCCCCCUCACACCGGCAUGUGCUACACGCCCCCCAAGUUCAGCGACCACAUCGCCGUCACCCUCUGCCUCGACAACACGCCCCACACACCCGCCGGCCACCACAUCGACUUCGGUCAGCGCGUGGCCGUCGACAUGAAGGACACCAAGACCACCAGGUCGCAGCCACACAGAGGGUGGAAGGGCAUCCAGAGCUUCUUCCAACCGGCACCCAAACCGACCCCUGCGGCCAACAACCAAAGCAGCUCUGCAGCACCAGCACCAGCACCAGCUGCAGCGAACAACGGCAACAAGAACAAUGGCAGCAGCAGUGGUGCGAUCGACUUGACGGCCGGUGACGAUGCGAAUG